Molecule: messenger RNA, 1622 nt
Organism: Mycena citricolor
Lineage: Eukaryota; Fungi; Basidiomycota; Agaricomycetes; Agaricales; Mycenaceae
Source: the annotation of a GenBank genome assembly
CGUAGAUCAACCUCUUGAUUGCACAAACGCGUGCAACGAAACAUUCGCGUAAUAGGGGCUUACUUCAGUUAGCUUCAACUCCGCCAUGCAAUCGCCGGUGACCCGUCAUCUGUAAGAUCUGGAAUGCCGGUCUUCGUCAGCACUUCAGCAUGCAUCAAGCAACCGUUCUCGCGAAGGUCUCCGGACCAAUCACAAUUCUUAUCCUUGCCUGAUGAACUCACGGCCGCGACUGCGCAAACGGGCUUCUUCCUUUCUCUUUCACAUUCAUCAUGGCUCCGGGACGGCCCAACUCCACGCUCCCCUUCGGAAAUAUGCUUUCGAAAGCAAUGGUGGCGCUCAACUUGAGGGAUUCUCGGGAUGAGUACAAGAAAGUUUCGAGCGAGGAAGAUGGUCAGGUUGCCAUGUUCUCCGAACCUUCCGGUUAUCAGGAGCAGCAAGAGGACGCUGGAGAGGCAGUCGGUCUGAUGGGAGGGGCCGCGGUUCCAAUCCGUCACAAGCGCAAGUCCGGAAUCUGUGUAUGGUAUGGGACGGACUGCUCCCUGUUUUGGAAAGCUUUCGGAAUUAUUCUGGCCAUUCUCGCAGUAUGGAGCGGGUUCAGACUGAUCCGAUGGGCUGUCGCUCCCAGGCGGUCGGGUUUGGAGAAGAUGCCUGCCUUCAGCACAUCUCUAGGUUGUGUGGGCGCCCAUUAUGUCUACAAGGGUGUCUCGGACUUCCAUGUCCCCAUCUCCUCCCAGUUCCGAGAUCAUAGCAUCGACAUCCAUGGCGGUGCCAAGGGCACUAUCACGGUCCUCCAAGGCGCCCCUUCGGAUGUCAUGGUCCGCUACGAAGUGAACAUCCGCACAGACAACAAAGAUCUCCUGACCGACCUAGAAGGGCGCCGAGUGUUCUCUUACCCUACAGGUAAUAGCGAUGGUACCGCCCCCGAGAGUCGUCUGCGGAUCUCGACCCCCUAUCCUAAAGACGGAGCCUGCAUGCGUUACGAUGUCAAGAUGUUCAUUCCACCGACUCUGAAGAAGCUGAACAUUGCCUCUCAUACCGUCACCCACGUCCAAUUCGAUCCCGACUCGGACAUCCAGAUCGAAGACUUAAUCCUCACUCUAUUCACCGUCAAUCCCAACAACAUGGUUCUGCCUCACAACUCUUUCAAGGCCGACAGAAUGUCUCUCGAAGUCAUCCAAGGCUGGAUUGUCGGUGACGUAUCCAUCUCGAGCUCCACCAAACUUGGUACCCAGCGCGGAAACGGUGUCAUCAACGUCCGUGCCCACCCAACACCGGCCACUGGCCCUGGACAGAAAGCGACACUGCAAACACUGAGCGGCGUAGGACGCACAGAUGUCUUCUAUGUUGAAGGCGAUAAAACCAUCCACCGACCCAUCUCGGCUCUCCACAUCUCGUCCAUGCAAAACAAUGUCUACCUCAAUUACCGGGAGUCCAACUUCAAAGGUCGGAUUGAGCUAUCGGCCCCUCGUUCCACAAUCACAGGCCAGAUACAGCGGUUGACGGAGGGUGUGACUCAGAAGAACCCUUGGACUCAUUGGUUUGGUGACCAGCACGGCGAAGAUGAGCUGGUCGCCCGGUCACUAACAGGAUGGGUUGGAAUGUACUUUGAAAUGGGAUGUUAA